UGCUGAGUUGUGGGGGGUGUGUGCGUAUGCAUGCACCAGCAUCAGUAGAUACCAGCUGGCUGAGAGUCGCUGUCCUGCUAUCAGUGUGUGCGUGUGUGCAUGUUGCAGGGUGUGGGUCAUUGUGUCAAAUGUGUGUGUUGUAUCUGUGCCGGUUGUACCGUCUGCUGUCAGCGAGUGUGUGUGAGCUUUGUUUCCUGUGUGUAUAAACAGUAGGGUGUGUCACUCAGGGCAGGUGUGUGUUAUGUUAUUAAUGCGUGUGGGGGGGUGUCCUGUUCUGUGUGUGUGGGACCCAAAGGCCAGGAGUCUCUCUCCCAGCCACUGUGCGUCAGUGGGUAUGUGUAUAUUUGUGCACGUUUCCUCUGUGUGUGAGUGGGUGGCUGUGGCUGUAGGUUUUCAGGAGUCACACCCCACCCUCAGCUGCUGUGUGUUCUGUGUGUGUAUGUCUCUGUGUGUGUUACACUAUGUUAUAGUCUGUGUGUACAUGACACUGUGUCUAUGCAUGUGUGUGACGUGUGUUACACUGUGCUACAUUGCAACACUCCAUGUUACACAUAGACAUAGUGUGUGUGAAUUACACUGUGCUCUGAGUGUGAUACAAUAAACUGUAUGUAUUUUUCCCUGUGUAUGUAUUAAAUUUGUGUGUGCAACUGUUACACACAGACACACACAAAGAGUAUCUCGGUGUGUGUGUGACAUUGUGCUGUGUGUAUGACGCGGUUACGGUUUCUGUGUUACACUUAGUGUUUUACACUGGUUUAUGCUCUCUUUGUGUGUUACACCCUAUGUGUUUUACAUUUGUAUGUGCAACACUUUUGCUGUGUGUCUAUCAGAGUGUGUGUGUUAUACUGCUAUGCUCUGUGUGUUACGCUCUGUGUGUUACACUGUGCCUGUGCAGAACAUUGUUCUGCUCUGUGUGUAUGACACCGUGUAUCUGUGUGUUUGUGUUAUGCUGUGUGUAACUGUGUGGUCUCGGGGAGUGGGCUGGCUCUGUCUUGGGGCUGCUGUCUGGCCGCAUGGCAGCCCCGAGCCUGGGCACUGCUCUCCUGAUGGGCGUGGGGAACCCAGCCUGACUUUGGGGGAUGCCCCUGGGGCAAUGACUCCCCUUUGCCCCAGGCUGGGAUCUCCCAGGCAAAGGCAGGCUGUGCAGAGCAUCUCAUAAUUCCCAGGGGUGAGCGCCCAGUGCCUGGGUCCCAUUCCCUGUCCCGGUUUCUCUCCCAGGGGUGAGCCGUGGUGUGUGCAUGGUGCUGUACGUGUCCCUCCAGGAUGGCCAUCCCCAGGCUUUCCCUGCGGCGCCAUCUACCUCGGAUACCUGGCCAUGCCCUGCGGCUCCGCUCCUGGCAGAUUCUCAAGCCCCUCACCCAUGCUGGGCUGCAGCCCACCAGCAAGGCCUUGUACUGCUGCGCCCCCACCCGGCUGCUCUCGCGACUCUGGGGGGUGCUGACAGGGCUGGCGCUGCCCCGCUGGCUGCGACGCCCCCUGCUGGCGCUCUAUGUCUGGGCCUUCUCCGUCAACAUGGCCGAGGCGGCUGAGGAAGAUCUGAGUGGCUACCGCAGCCUUGGGGAGCUCUUCCGGCGCCCGCUCAAGCCCUGGGUGCGUCCCAUCGCACCCUAUGACAUGGUCAGCCCGGCAGAUGGCUGCAUCGUGCACCUGGGCCAGGUGCGGAGGAGCCGCCUGGAGCAGGUGAAGGGGGUGACGUACUCCCUGGAGAGCUUCCUCGGGCCCCAGGACUGGAGGGAAGAUGGGGGCAGGGAUCUCUCCCCAUGGUGGCGCCGGGGGCACCGGCUCUAUCAGUGCAUCAUCUAUCUGGCGCCGGGCGACUACCACCGCUUCCAUUCACCCACCGACUGGCACAUCCGGCACCGCCGGCACUUCCCCGGCUCCCUGAUGUCGGUGAGCCCGAGUGUGGUGCGCCGGAUCCCGGGGCUGUUCUGCCACAACGAGCGGGUGGUGCUGAGCGGGGAGUGGGCUCACGGCUUCUUCUCCCUGACUGCCGUGGGGGCCACCAACGUGGGCUCCAUCCGCAUCUACUGCGACCAGGACCUUCACACCAAUUGCGCCCACCACGUGCAGGGCCACUACCACGACCUCAGCUACUUGUCUUGGGCAGGGCCAGCCGGGAUACCCACCCCCAAGGGAGCUGGCCUAGGCGAGUUCAACCUGGGCUCCACCAUCGUCCUUCUCUUCCAGGGGCCCCGGCGCUUUGGCUUCCGCACCAGUGCUGGGCGCAGGGUGCGGGUGGGGCAGGCGCUGGGCAGCCUGUGACGCGGCGGGCAGAGGAGCAGGCCCCCAUUUCAGGGCGGGACCCCGAUUUCCUGGGGAGAUUGGAGAACCCCUUCACUGCCAUGGGGGAGACACCCCAGAUUCGGUGGAGUACAGGGAGGAGACACUAGACUUGUGGGAGAAGGGAAGCCUCCAUUUCAGAUGGGAGAACUGGACCCCUCUUUACUGGGGGGAAGGGAGGGGUCCCCCAUUCCAAUAGCCCCUCCAGCUUUUUGCUGAGGAAUGUGGGGGGCUUUGACACCCCUUAAGAAUCAUAGAGGAAACAUAGGAGUGACCCUGAUCUUAGCAGGGGAUGGGAUUUUUGGAGGCGGGAGCACGAGGAACCGUACAUUCAAGAGGGGGACAGAGAGCCCCCCCAUACUAGGAGAAGGGACCUCACUUUCCAGGGAGG
This is a messenger RNA of Trachemys scripta elegans, 2671 nucleotides long. Its product is annotated as phosphatidylserine decarboxylase proenzyme, mitochondrial-like. Gene Ontology annotation, cellular component: mitochondrion. The record is from RefSeq and is a predicted model, not a curated record. Gene Ontology annotation, molecular function: phosphatidylserine decarboxylase activity. Lineage: Eukaryota; Metazoa; Chordata; Testudines; Emydidae. Gene Ontology annotation, biological process: phosphatidylethanolamine biosynthetic process.